AUGGCUGCACUCAGCUUCAGCCCAUCGCCGCCGCCGCCCAAAAGCAGCAGCAACAGCAGCAAAGAGAAUGCCGCCGCCAACAAUCAGCUAAAGAGCAGCGCCCGUUCAUCGGGUGCAGUUACUCCAUUGGGCGGCACAAGCAGCAGCAGCAAGGCCUUCACCAAAAUCACCGUCAACAAUGUGCUCAGCGAAAGCGGCGCCAAUGCGCUGCAGCAGCACAUCAGCAAUUCGAAUACGAUUAUACGCAAGAUCAAGGAUUUCGGCAUGCUCGGCGCCGCAGCGGCAGCGGCAACGGCCACGGCGGGCACAGCGUUGAGCCGCAAGCGGCCGCUGGCCGAGACCAGAUGCCCAAACAUUGAGAAUAAACCAUUCGGAGCUGUCAGCGCAGCUGGCAAACGCAGCAAGCUAACCAAAAAGCAGCCAAAGCAUAGUCAAAGCCAAAGUCAAGUGCAGGAGCAGCAACAGCUGCCCGCGGCCAAGUGCCUGGCGGAGCUGGUGCAGCGAGCCGGCGGCACGGGCACACCGGGACGCAAGGGUCUGCCGUUGCCGCAGGCUGUUGCCCGCCGCAAUGCCCGGGAACGCAAUCGGGUCAAGCAGGUGAACAACGGUUUUGCGGCGCUGCGCGAACGCAUACCCGACGAGAUAUCGGAGGCGUUUGAGGCGCAGGGCGCCGGCCGCGGCGCCAGCAAAAAGUUAUCCAAAGUGGAGACACUGCGCAUGGCCGUCGAAUAUAUACGCAGUCUGGAGCGUUUAUUGGGUUUCGAUUUUCCGCCUCUAUCUGCGGCAGCGGCGGCAGCAGCGGCAGCGGCAGCAGCAGCAGCGUCAACUGGCUGCAAUUCGAAUAGCGAAUCGAGCGGCGAUGAUAGCUACAUGUUUAUCAAGGAUGAAUUCGAUGGCCUAGACGAUCAGUUCGAUGAGACGCUGAGCAACUAUGAGCUCGAGGAGAGCAUGUGCAUGCAGGAGCCGUCACAGCUGGAGCAGCAGCAACAAUUGCCGGAGGAGCUGCUGCUGCUGCCGAAUGUGACAACGCUGAACGGCCUGCAGUAUGUGAGAAUAGCCGGCACGAGCACCUAUCAGCUGUUAACGCCGGAUAUGCUGCAGCGACAGGAUAGCUCACAACUGAUCAAACAGGAAUACAGCGAGGGCGAUUUUGUGCAUGUCACCAGCAACAACAACAACAGCAGCAACAGCUCCCCGCCAGCAAUCAACCGCAACAACAAUAACAACAACAACAACUAUCAGCAGCAACAAUUGCUGUGCGCCGGCUCGUUGUUGCCAGCAUUCUAUGAUCAGGAAACGGCCUCGUUCUAUGACAAUGUUGUUGUUGGCCUGCCCAGCUUCAAAAAGGAAUUCCAUGAUGUGCUGCAGGAUCAAACGACAAACAAUGCCAGCGUCUGUCUGUCCGAUGAGAGCAUGAUCGAUGCAAUUGAUUGGUGGGAGGCGCAUACGCCCAAAACGGAUGCGACUGCCGGCACUGUGGCGGGCAUUUAA
Drosophila novamexicana is the source of this 1491-nucleotide messenger RNA. It is a transcript of the gene ase, whose product is annotated as achaete-scute complex protein T8. The transcript has 2 exons. Gene Ontology annotation, molecular function: protein dimerization activity; DNA-binding transcription factor activity, RNA polymerase II-specific; RNA polymerase II transcription regulatory region sequence-specific DNA binding. Gene Ontology annotation, biological process: developmental process; regulation of transcription by RNA polymerase II. The record is from RefSeq and is a predicted model, not a curated record. Bases 1 to 1491 code for a protein of 496 amino acids. Lineage: Eukaryota; Metazoa; Arthropoda; Insecta; Diptera; Drosophilidae.